This is a messenger RNA of Talaromyces amestolkiae, 414 nucleotides long. RefSeq lists its product as uncharacterized. The transcript has a single exon. Lineage: Eukaryota; Fungi; Ascomycota; Eurotiomycetes; Eurotiales; Trichocomaceae. The record is from RefSeq and is a predicted model, not a curated record. Gene Ontology annotation, cellular component: mitochondrial matrix. Bases 1 to 414 code for a protein of 137 amino acids. Gene Ontology annotation, biological process: mitochondrial proton-transporting ATP synthase complex assembly.
AUGGCAACAGACCUCCCCCUCCGAGCCCGCCAGCUCUACCGCGCUCUCCUUCGCGAACUUCCCCGUCGACACAUCUCCCUCUCCACGUCCACACCCUCCAACACACUCAAGCGCCGCUUCCGCACACAAUUCGAACAAUCUCCAUCUUCUUCUUCGUCAUCAUCGUCAUCGUCAUCGCCGACUUUGACAUCAAUCCAACGCGCGGAACAAUUCGUGCAAUACGCAAAAGCGCAAAGAAUGUAUGCCACACUUGUGGCGAGAUAUAAUCCGGGAAUGGAUAUGGAUCAGGAAGAGAGGGUGCGGUUGACGGCGAGGAGGGUGGGGAUGGAUUUACCUGUUGAGAAUGAUAUCGGGGCGUCAAAGGAAGGGGAGAUUCUUGAGAAUACGAGGGAUGGGGAGAGUGAUGGUCGGUAG